This is a messenger RNA of Syzygium oleosum, 2071 nucleotides long. Its product is annotated as probable protein S-acyltransferase 6. Lineage: Eukaryota; Viridiplantae; Streptophyta; Magnoliopsida; Myrtales; Myrtaceae. The record is from RefSeq and is a predicted model, not a curated record. Gene Ontology annotation, molecular function: protein-cysteine S-palmitoyltransferase activity. Gene Ontology annotation, cellular component: endoplasmic reticulum; Golgi apparatus. Bases 401 to 1795 code for a protein of 464 amino acids. The transcript is spliced from 6 exons. Gene Ontology annotation, biological process: peptidyl-L-cysteine S-palmitoylation; protein targeting to membrane.
AGGGAGAAGUUGAAUAUUCGGAGCAAUUGCAGCGAGCCUGAGGUUGGAGUGCGCGAACGGGUCGGAAUCGGACCGUACCGUGGCGUGGGACUCUGUCCAAACUCCAACAUUCCUCUGCCCAAAAAACAAGAGACACGGCAGCAGACAGAGAAAAAACAAAGGGGGCAAUUUGAAUCUGUUAAUGGUUAGAAUUGAAUGCGAGUGACGGAGUCGCCGACCGCCGUGACGGCGACAUUUGCCGCCGCGAGAGGCGACGGUCGUUGGGCGGAACCCGACGUCCCAACUCCGAUUCCUCCGAAAUUUUGAACAGUCAACCUCACAUCACUAUUUCAGAUUGCAUUGCGCAGAGACGCGGCGAGAGAGAGAGAGAGCGAGGGAGGGAGCAGGGGAGGGGAAGAAGAUGAUGGCGGACGCAGUUUACCCUCCUCCGUCGGCGGGCGCCGCCGCCGCCCCCCACGCCCCCGGCGGCGCGGGGUUCGUCCGAGCGUACAAGGCCUGGGAGGGAAGCAAUAUAUUUGGUCUUCAAGGGAGGCUAAUAUUUGGACCUGAUGCGAGCUCUCUUCUCUUAACUCUACCGCUUAUCAUUGUUCCUGUCGCUGUUUUCUGUAACUUUGUUGCCAGAAAAUUAAUUAAUGAUUUUCAGCAUCGCUUGGGUAUCUCAAUAAUGGUCAUUGUUCUUGUAUUGACUUUAUCUGUUCUGAUUUUCCUUCUGUUGACGUCAGGAAGAGAUCCUGGUAUAGUUCCUCGUAAUACUCACCCACCAGAGAAAGCUAAUAUUGAUGAGAAUUUUCGAAACGAGGAUGAGAAUUCUCAAAACCAGGAAGGCCAAUCUUCAAACGGACUCACCUCACGAAAGAAAGAGGUGAUGAUCAAUGGAAUACGAGUGAAGCUCAAAUAUUGUGAUACUUGCAUGCUAUUCAGGCCUCGUCGAUGUUCUCACUGUUCAAUAUGUGACAACUGUGUUGAAAGAUUUGACCAUCAUUGCCCUUGGGUUGGGCAGUGCAUAGGAUUGCGGAACUACCGAUUCUUCUUCAUGUUCGUUUUCUCUUCAACUCUUCUCUGCAUAUAUAUCUUUGGCUUCUGCUGGGUCUAUAUAGCUAGAAUCAUGGACGGCAAGCAAGUCUCAGUCUGGAGAGCAUUGAUCAAAAGUCCCGCCUCCAUUGUGCUGAUAAUUUACACUUUCGUAUCAGUUUGGUUUGUCGGAGGCUUGACUGUCCUCCAUCUUUAUCUCAUCAGCAAAAACCAGACUACUUAUGAGAACUUCAGGUAUCGCUUUGAUCGACAAACUAACCCCUUUAAUAAAGGGGUCUUAGGAAACUUUAAGGAGGUAUUCUUCUCUCCGAUACCUCCAUCAAAGAACAACUUCAGGGCUAAGAUACCAAAGGAGCCUCAGUUUCCUUCUCAAAGAAUGAAUGGUGAUUUUGUUGGCCAGAAAAUGAGCAAAGCCGUCGCUGACAUAGAACUGGGGAGCAAUCCAAGCUGGGAUGGCUCCAUGAAAGACUUUGUAACUGUUGACAGAGAGAUCUACAUUGAUGAUCGAACAGAACAUGGUGGGGGAUCAAUUUCUGAAUCAAAAAGAGUCGGUAAGGUGAAUUUACCAAACGAGCCUCAACUUUCACACCUUAUGGAGGUUGGAAUUACGACUUCUAGGACGAGUGAAGCCAUUGCCAAUACAGAAACGGAGAUGAAUCCGGCAGGAGAUAGCGGAAAUGAAAUUAUUAUUGGAAGGACUACGGAUGGUGGUUUCGAAAAUGAUCGUGGAUUGAUUGAUUCGCAUUGGAACUCUGAGGGGUGAGUGCAGGCUGGAAUAUGUCUAAUGAAGUUUUUGCAUUGCCAACUGGAGAUGAUGAAAUGGGACAUCAGAGAUUUGGAAACCUUUGGCAGAUUCAUUAGACUUUCUGAAUCGGAAAAAUAUCUACUGUUUUAUAGCAAAGAUAAAAGAAGACGAUGGAUAUGACAAGGGUAUUUGUUGUAAAUGUUACUGUAAAUAUGGAUAAGCUGUCAGCAAAGAGCUACAGUAAGGCAGCAAUGGUAUAUAACAUGCUGAUACGACCUCCUUUUUAUUAGACUA